Messenger RNA from Pseudomyrmex gracilis, 633 nucleotides. RefSeq lists its product as uncharacterized. The coding region runs from base 1 to 633 and encodes 210 amino acids. NCBI's taxonomy places the organism in Eukaryota, Metazoa, Arthropoda, Insecta, Hymenoptera, Formicidae. The record is from RefSeq and is a predicted model, not a curated record. The transcript has 4 exons.
AUGCGUACUAAACUGGAGAAAGAUAUGCCGCUUAAUAUGACGCUAAGCGAUCGUAAGAUCGAGUACGCGCACUGGGACGAUCCCAAUGAACUCGUCGACCGUCUGCGAUUGCUAGACGCAUCCCGUCAGGCAGAAGAGGUGCAUGCUCCGGCAAGAAGAAAUUUUCACCGUAAACGCAUUAUUGUACGCGAGUACGAUGAUCUCUGGCAAGCGGAUGUGGUAGAGAUGCGUCCGUAUUCGCGCUUCAACAGAGUCGACCACUACAUUUUUACGGUUAUCGAUGUGCUGAGCAAGUAUGGAUCCUACAAAUGGAUCGACAUAUUACCGCGUCUAUUUAUGGAGUACAACGCGAGAAAACAUCGAACUAUUGGUUUGCGACCUAUCAAUGUUACCCCAGCAAUCGCCGAGAAGCUCUUAACCACGGUGUACAGCAAUGUCAAGAUCGCAGGGCCAGCACGAUUCAAAGUAGGUGAUUCGCACUGUACUUUUUGCGUGUUCGAGAAAAUGGCAAGGUUCGAUAUGAUUUUCAUUAAUGAUAGCACCUGUCAUUACCCUACUUCCAAAAGCGGUGUCUAUCUCUUGCCACGUAUGUCCAUGUCCAGCACCAAUGUAUACAAAUUGUCUGUGCAGUGA